Saccoglossus kowalevskii is the source of this 1375-nucleotide messenger RNA. Its product is annotated as forkhead box protein I2-B-like. The record is from RefSeq and is a predicted model, not a curated record. NCBI's taxonomy places the organism in Eukaryota, Metazoa, Hemichordata, Enteropneusta, Harrimaniidae.
AUGAAAGACCAAGACAUCGGCGAAACUUCGCAAGGCUCGGCUUCAUCGACAACGAGUGGGUUUACUCGUCCUCACUACCGUCGCAGAAACAAACCACCCUUCUCAUACGCAGAACUCAUCAGCUUGGCAAUUUUGUCUUCUGAUUUCAAGAAACGGACUCUCCGUGAAAUUUGUGAGUAUCUCGAGUGCACGUUUCCCGUCUUCCAAGGGGAGUACACGGGAUGGAGAAACAGUGUCCGACACAACCUCUCUGCCAGCGGCCGUUUCGUUAAAGUUCUUCGCGAUCGCAAACGUCCAUUUGGGAAAGACAACUACUGGGCCAUAAAGCCCAAUACUAAGCACGAUAUACAAAAAAUGCAAGAGAGGCUUGAUGAAUAUCUCUCAUCGAGCAAGGGUAAAAACACUGCGAAUGAGCGAAAAGAAAGACGACCGAACACGUCGCCUGCAUCGGGCACUGUUAGGAACAAACAACUCCCGGUCGCGCCACGCCAGAAAGCUCCACACUCCGGUGUCUCUGUGUAUGAUAAGACACCACGAACCGAAGCAUCAAUGGACACGUACCGAAAUCAUUCUUUCACAAACUUCCAACAGCCACGUACGGUGACACUGCAACACGACCAGUAUUACUACGACUACACAGCAUAUCAGCAGUAUUGCGCAUAUCAGGCUGCCAGCAUGUACCGGUACAAGCCAAGUGACUCCAAAGUGCCGGACCAGAACUCAGUAACCACUGCUCAAGUCAACGGUUCACCCUGCCAAUCGCCAUACCAGUUCGGCCGAAUAUACCAGUACAACCGAGACCAAAUGACUCCUUUAUCGGAAACUGCUUAUCUAACUGACGACGAUGAGUCUAUGUACACCAGUGGUGCAAGUAAACUACAAGACCCGACCCAAAUGCAGUCUGACUUCGAAUGCAAAACUUUCCAGACUCUCAUCGACACCGACACGAACACGAUAUCCACUGGUGCGCAUGUUGUUUGCAAGACUGAAGAUUGCGGCAACGGCGAAUCAACUUACGAUAGCGGCAGUUCCGACGAACAACGAGGAGAAAGCUGCAUGUAUGACACGGUCUCCAUGUUCGAAUACGAAAAGGGAACCUUCCAAACCGUGAGCGAUAUACUAAACGGAGUGACCGAACUCAUUGAUGACACCAGUCUGGCUUCGCUCACUGAGAUGACAGAUGGACCCUAAAUCCGAAUAUAAUCAGAGCAUUUGUUCUCUCAAAUUAUGUACGAUAACGACGUUUUAGUAUUGAAGAUGUGCAUACUAUUUUUAAUCUUAUAGUGUGCCAUGCUUCGUUUUCCCAGAUCAUAGUCGGGACCACAGUCAGCUGGCGCACACGUGAUAAUAAAAUAAAUUUGAUAUUUACUAUAUG